Contarinia nasturtii (swede midge) is the source of this 2950-nucleotide messenger RNA. Its product is annotated as cilia- and flagella-associated protein 410. Lineage: Eukaryota; Metazoa; Arthropoda; Insecta; Diptera; Cecidomyiidae. The transcript is spliced from 11 exons. The record is from RefSeq and is a predicted model, not a curated record. Gene Ontology annotation, molecular function: protein binding. Gene Ontology annotation, biological process: cytoskeleton organization. The coding region runs from base 824 to 2047 and encodes 407 amino acids.
AUUCACUUCGUUGCUGUAUUUCAUUUAUGGCGGACGUUUCUUUUUUGUUCUUGCAAAUUUUUAGUCUUCAAAUUUAACGCACUACAACUAUUAAUAGUGUAUUAUACAGUGUGUCAAUGAAAUAUAAGAAAAAAAAUUGUGUACCAAGAAAACGUCUUGCGUCGCCGAACACCUGUGAUACAAUUUGUGUGAACUGUUGAUUUUAUUUCAUUUUGAUGAGAAAAACAUCACAAUUUUUUUGGUGGAAUUUUUUUUAAAUUCACAUCAUUUUAGUUUGUUUGUUUAUUGUUUUGUACGUUUUUGUAGUUGUAUUCAAACGUCCUGUCUCGACGACUUCAUACAAUGAAUAUUGAAAUGGAAUGUUAAAAAACACUGAAUUCUGUGACAAAUUUCCAAAUGAACACAGUGCAUUGCCCGAAGCGACAACGAAAAGGUGCGCCAAAGUGCAGUUUACAGUUUCAUUGUAAAGUCAGACAAGUGAUAAGAAAUCACUGAAAUAGGCAUGAAGAAUUGUAAUUACGCUCCAAAUAAUGAUUCGAAUAAUAAUUCACGAUCUUAGCUAAUUGACUGCAGUGUUUUUAUUCGCAUGUAAAAUAUUCCAACGAAAAAUAAUAAAAACAUCAUCAACAACAACAACAAUAACAACACCACAUAGACGUUGAAAACAGAGACGCCAAAAUCCAUAAAGUGCAAAUAAAUAAACAGAGAGUAAUAAAACACCUACAUUGUGUAUCGAUUGUUUUAAACUCACAAGCGAAGAUUCUGUGCCGCUUUUUUUCGAAUAUUUUUGUAAUUUUGUUCGAUACACUAAACAACAAUAAUAAUGACACGACUCACAGAGGAAAUGGUAAUCGCGAGAUCCAGACAAUCAGAUCUUGCUUCAAUCAAAAAGCUUAAUUGCUGGGGCAGCGAACUUAGCGAUGUAUCGAUCAUUAGACGAAUGCGUGGUGUGGAGGUGCUAGCAUUGAGUGUAAACAAAAUCUCUUCUCUUAGCGAUUUUGAAGACUGUCACAAACUCCAAGAACUGUAUCUCAGGAAAAACAACAUUAAAGAUAUCAACGAUCUGGUCUACUUACAGGGAUUGCCGCAUUUAAAAAAACUAUGGCUCGAAGAAAAUCCAUGCGUCGAAAUGGCUGGCCCAAAUUAUCGGCAAAUUGUUUUGCGUGCGUUGCCAAACCUUGAGAUGUUGGACAAUGUGGGUGUUACAUCAGAAGAAUUGGCUGAUGCCAUGAAAGGUGGUCAUGCAGUACAAAGUCAAGAGGAAGUCUAUGAAGAUGCCUAUUCAAAUGGGCCCACUCAGCAGCAAGCCCCACAACAGCAGCAACAACAACAAUAUCGCCAACAAAGCCCCGUCAGAGAGUUCAAUCAUCAUCAUCAAAAUCCCGAGACAGAUCAUUUAAUCGAUUCCCAUGACCGAGUAUCCGUACCUUCUUCACCGCAACAGAAAUCACCACCGAAUCAAGAAUAUUCUCCCGCUGAGCCAAAUCAUCCACCAUCGCCGAAACAACGUGAUUAUCGAUCUUCAUACCAUCAACAAUCAUAUGAUAGAUCACCUGGUUCAGAUGAAAUUCAGAAUACUAGCGGUUAUCGUGAACGUCCGCACAUUGUGCCGAGCAUGUCAACUCAUUCAAUGAAGGAAUAUUAUCAAUCAGAUCGACCAAUGCCAGCUCAUUAUCGCCAUAGUCAAAGUGAUUUAACUGAAUGGGAUGAGCCAAAUCAUAGUACACCACAACAGCGUCGUAGCGGCGGUCCCAACGUAGAACGAGAUGCAAAUUAUCCAUACCGAAAUGGUUCGCGUGAAAAAGAAGAAUGGGAUGAAAAUGAACGAGGUCGGCCCAGAAGACAAGAUGGACGAUUCAGUGAUACAGCCAGUGUUGUAUCAAACGCAGUUCUCAAUCAUUACGCUAGUUAUCAUAGGAGACCCGUUAACAGAAGUUCGAAUUUGUUAUCGGCAACACUCUGUCUCGUUAAGGAGUUGGAUUAUCCAAGUUUGGAAGUAGUUGAGCAUGCAGUUCGAUGUCGCAUCGAUGAGCUGGCGGCCGAAUGACAAAAAGUGAAUUUAUAACAACUAAAUAGUUAUGCAUCUAAACCGAAUUAGGCGAUUAAUUCGAUCUUAUACACAGACAAUUAUUUAAAAGACAAAAUUAACAUUAACUGACAAUAUUUUUACUCGAAUAUAAACAACUAAGUUCUCUAAUUUAUAUUCAUUACAAAAAAAACUAAAAUCGAAGACGAAUGCGAACUAAACUAAAAUGAAUUACACAGCGCGGAAUAACUUUCGAUUGUAAUACCCACAUGGUCUGAAUGAAAAACUUUUUGUAAAUUAACUUUAAAUAAUUCUAUGGAGCCUACGAUUGAUAAUAAGCGAUCCGAUAAUAAUAUUGCUAAAAACUGCUUUGUUUUUUUUUUCGUUUCAAGUUAUAAAAUAACCGUAAAAGAAGCUUCUGUAUUAUACUCAGUUUCGUUUUGUUAAUUUUAUUACAUUGUUUAAAUAAAUAUGCAAUUAGAAAAAAAGAAAUUAUAAAAUAUACCUCCGAAUUAAUUAGCUAUGAAUGUCUCUAAAGAAAAUAUUUUCACAUAAACAAACGCGGCAUGGUAUGUUUCAACGAAAUAAAAUUCGAUAAAAUUUUGAACUAGCAUGAUUAUAGAUAAUUAUUAUAGAGCUUAAUAGACACGUGCAUGUAAAAAUGCAUCAAUUCUGCCGUUAUGUACACGUCCAUUAUUAUUAGAGAAAUCAGCAAACUAUUCCAUACGUAUUACACGAAAUGGUCGAGAACAUUUCAUCCGUUUUUGUUUGAAGUUCUUAUGAAUGUAUUGAUAGUGUUCCCUCAAAACUCUUGCCAACCAUUUAAAUGUGACGCCCAAUUAACAUGCAAAAUGAAUAUUUAAAACAUAUUUUUGUUUAAUAAAAAUUUAUUAAAGCUUUCUUGAUUUAUAAAAAAACAACAAA